Molecule: messenger RNA, 2563 nt
Organism: Armigeres subalbatus
Lineage: Eukaryota; Metazoa; Arthropoda; Insecta; Diptera; Culicidae
Product: glycoprotein-N-acetylgalactosamine 3-beta-galactosyltransferase 1-like
Exons: 8
Coding region: 1065-2258 (397 amino acids)
Cellular component (GO): membrane
Molecular function (GO): N-acetylgalactosaminide beta-1,3-galactosyltransferase activity
Source: RefSeq, a predicted model, not a curated record
CCAUUAAAAUUUUGAUGAAGCGACCGAGUCGACCUAGUGCGUCAGAACGGGAAGCUCUCCAUUAGUCAACAAAGUCUGAAUAGUUUGAAAAAUAAAUUAAAUUUAUGGUGUUUUGAGUGCUGAGCAGCAUUAAUUUGCUAGACAGGAGAACGUAGAUUAAAGUGCAUUGAAAUGUGGUGUUACUAAAGAAGAACAUUGUGCGUAAUAAACGGUUCCAGCCAGCUUCCGGUCGUUUGCGUGAAACUGUGGGAGCUGGUGGAGUAAUUUGACCUAGUACCUAGUGUGUAUUGAAUCCUAUAUUAACCGAUUUGGUCCAAUUUGUUCAGCUGAUUUGGAAUCAAGACAUAGCAGAUCUCGUUUCGCGUAAAUAAAUCUUAUUUCUUCACCGCAUUACAUAAACCAAAGGAAACCAGUUACUAAUCAUCACCAGUGACCAAAAAACAACGUCGAAUUUAGUUAGACGCUCUGUAACCGAUAUAUCAAUUAUCGCCACACAACAUACAGUCAUAAAUUAAGUACAAAAUACUCAACAAAGCUCUCGCCCGCGCAACGCAUCCUCCCCCUCGAUCUGUAGACCGCUGUUGACAAUAUUCUUUCGUAAACGAACCGUAACCCAUCACUAGACUGCAUCAACAGCGUGGACUGGUGAAAAGAGAUGACAUCAAUGGUCAUUACACCGAUGGCUGAUAAAAGCAAACAAACGUAGAACAAAACCGUGAAAACUGAUUUUUGAUGAGCACUGGAUUGCAAAUAAAAGAGAUCGCCCACCGUUCGUGGUGCUGAAUCAACUUCCGGAGCGCGCUCGACCGGUAAUGGAGGGGGAACUAAUGCACGUGACGUAUUCGCGCGGGACUUCACUGCUGGCUGAGUGAUUCGAGGCGACUUUCGUUAUUAGCCGAAUUAGAAUCAGUGGCUGAAGUGAGAUUAGGGAAUGUGUACCUGACCGAUGGGAACGAAGUUGGAGGCGUUUAGGAGUAGCGUCGCAAAGCGAGCUUGUCGAUAUUAUUCACCGUUAGCAAAGCUACAUCACAAGUGAAACAGCUAAUCGUAUUUUAGUCACAGCGAUGAAAAUAAUGGAUUUGGGGGGGCGCAACCAUAGCCAUCCGCGGACGUUGGUCACGCUUAUCUUCGGCACGGUGCUUGGAUUCGUGUUCGCUACGUUGAUCACCUCCAGCACGAAUCGAGCCCCUUGGCUACCGGAGUAUUACCACUCGAGGGAAGCUCCCGCCAUAGUUAGUGACCCCCACACGGGACAUGAACUGAAGAGCGCUGCAGGUCCCGAACAAGAAGUAGGUAAUCAUGCAUCACACGAGGAAGUUCACGCCCACGAGAACUCAACGUUGGCGAAUCAACUGUACCGGGAGGUGAAGGUGCUCUGCUGGAUCAUGACAAAUCCCAGUAAUCAUAAAUCGAAGGCUCUGCACGUGAAACGUACGUGGGGCUCGAGGUGUAAUAAGAUACUGUUUAUGAGUUCGACGGCUGAUCCGCUUUUAAACAGCAUCGCUCUGCCAGUGAAAGAAGGCCGCAAUAAUCUAUGGGCCAAAACGAAAGAAGCAUUUAAGUACAUCUACCAGCAUCAUCUCGAUGAUGCCGACUGGUUCAUUAAGGCUGACGACGACACGUACGUCGUGCUCGAAAAUCUUAGAUAUAUGCUGUACCCAUACUCAUCCAGUAUCCCAAUUUACUUUGGGUGCAAAUUCAAACCAUUUGUGAAGCAGGGCUACAUGUCCGGUGGAGCCGGCUACGUGCUCAGCAAGGCGGCUGUGAAGCGUUUUGUAGAAGAAGCCAUUCCCAAUAAAAACUGUCGGCAGGACCACGACGGCGCUGAGGAUGUGGAAAUGGGCAAGUGCAUGGAAUUGGUAAAAGUGCUGGCGGGUGACUCGCGAGACUCUCUAGGAAGGGGCCGAUUCUUCCCAUUCGUGCCCGAGCAUCAUUUGAUUCCAAAUCACGUAGAUAAAGAUUUCUGGUACUGGAAGUAUAUCUACUAUAAGACAGAUGAGGGACUGGAUUGCUGUUCGGACAAUGCCAUCUCCUUCCACUACGUAUCCCCAAACCAGAUGUACGUGCUGGACUAUUUGGUUUACCACCUGCGGCCCUACGGUAUCGUCGGUCAUUCGCAACCGUUGCCGAACAAGCUCUCCUUGGCAGAUGUCGUCCAUUCGGAUGAUCUCAGUAAAACUACCGAGCGACCCCAAGUGAACGAGCAACUCAGUCAGCGGGAAGAUAAGCUGAUCUCCAACAAUGUUUUGCUGGAUUAGUACUAGUGGAGGUGGCCUGAUAAGCUUUGUUCCACGAUAGCUAGGUGAAGCGUAUGUGAUUGAACUGUGUGUCUGAGUGUGUGCGAUUUUAUUUUAGCGUAGUUGUCCGUACAAAGUAACUGUUUGUAGGCAUUUAUGAAAUUAUAAACUUCAUUCGCCAUAUUAAAUUUAGCAGUAGAUCAGAAAUACCAAAGUUUUUAGUGUAAGUAUAAAAUAUCUUAUAACAUUGUAGACCACUCACUCCGCGUGGAAGUAUGUUCAACGAAUCUCGGAAUAAAGUGACGACAUAAUGCGUUUGAAACCAA